AUGGUAGCUGAGUUGCAAGAUCAAGAGCCUACCAUGGUUUAUAAUGACAAGCUGGGCAACAGUUUGGGUAACGACGAGCCCAUUGACUACGAGGAGGAUGUAGGUCUGGAGGAUCAAGAGCAUGAUGAGGAGGAAAAACCCAAAAAGAGCGUCACAUUCAGCGGUGUUGACGACUUUGAGUCAGACGAGGAAAAACGCAAGCGCGAAUUCGAAGAAGGUGGGGGCCUACCGGAGCAGCCACUAAACCCAGAUUUCACAGCUCUAAAUCCUCUCUCGCCGGAGAUCAUCAACAGACAGGCAACUAUCAACAUCGGUACCAUUGGUCAUGUCGCUCACGGUAAAUCGACGGUGGUCAGAGCUAUUUCAGGUGUGCAGACUGUGCGUUUCAAGGAUGAACUGGAGCGUAACAUUACAAUUAAGUUAGGUUACGCCAAUGCCAAGAUUUACAAGUGUGAUGACUCAUCAUGUCCAGAGCCAGACUGUUACCGCUCAUUCAAAUCUGACAAAGAAAUCAGUCCAAAAUGUCAACGCCCCGGAUGUAGUGGACGUUACAAACUGGUACGCCACGUUUCUUUUGUGGACUGCCCAGGUCACGAUAUUCUGAUGAGUACCAUGUUGUCUGGUGCUGCCGUCAUGGACGCAGCUCUCCUGCUGAUUGCUGGUAAUGAAUCCUGUCCUCAACCUCAAACUUCUGAACAUUUGGCCGCCAUCGAAAUCAUGAAACUGAAGCACGUCAUCAUUCUCCAAAAUAAGGUAGAUUUGAUGCGGGAGGAAAGUGCCUUAGAACAUCAUAACUCGAUUCUCAAGUUUAUCAGAGGUACUAUCGCCGAUGGUGCCCCAGUGGUGCCUAUUUCAGCUCAACUGAAAUACAACAUUGAUGCUGUCAAUGAGUUUAUUGUUAAAUCCAUCCCUGUACCACCAAGAGAUUUCACAGCUUCUCCUCGUCUGAUCGUUAUCCGUUCUUUCGAUGUCAACAAGCCUGGUGCAGAGAUUGAGGAUCUAAAGGGUGGUGUAGCUGGUGGUUCGAUUUUGACGGGUGUUUUCAAGCUAGGUGACGAAAUCGAGAUUAGACCCGGUAUCGUUACUAAAGAUGAACAAGGCAAGAUUCAAUGCAAACCUAUUUUCUCCAACAUCGUUUCGCUAUUUGCCGAACAUAAUGACCUGAAGUUCGCCGUUCCUGGUGGUUUGAUUGGUGUUGGUACCAAGGUCGACCCAACGCUUUGUAGAGCUGACCGUCUUGUCGGUCAAGUGGUCGGUGCCAAAGGACAUUUGCCCAGCAUUUACACCGAUAUCGAGAUUAACUACUUCUUGCUACGUCGUCUAUUGGGUGUCAAGACUGAUAACCAAAAGCAAGCCAAGGUCAGAAACUUGGACGUUAAUGAGGUAUUAAUGGUCAACAUUGGUUCCACCGCCACAGGUGCCCGUGUUGUUGCUGUUAAAGCCGAUAUGGCUCGUCUACAGUUGACCUCUCCAGCGUGUACGGAAGUUAACGAAAAGAUCGCUUUGUCAAGACGUAUUGAAAAGCAUUGGCGUUUGAUCGGUUGGGCAACAAUCAAGAAGGGUACUACAUUGGAACCAAUUGCUUAG
Messenger RNA from Lachancea dasiensis, 1587 nucleotides. The record is from the annotation of a GenBank genome assembly. Lineage: Eukaryota; Fungi; Ascomycota; Saccharomycetes; Saccharomycetales; Saccharomycetaceae.